AGAGAGAGGGAGUGAGAGAGUGAGAGAGAGAGAGAGAGAGAGUGGACAACACCAACACCAACGGUUAGCAGACAACUAUCAAACAACGGCCGUCUGACAGUCAUUUGAUUUCAACAAAUCCUCCUCACCGGUAAACAAUGUGACCAAGUGAGGGGAACACCUUGGCGAGGACUGUCAGAAACACAUGACAACCAACUUUGGUUGUUGUGAGAGGCGCACCAUGGCAUCCCAGCCGAGUGUAAACAAUGAAGAAAGGAACCUUCUUCGCCUCCAAGCAUGGGAACAGAGGAACCAAGAAACAAGUCAAGCCAAAGAACUAAACCCUCAGAAUGUACCGCUCUUUGGAGAACCGUACAAAACAAACAAAGGGGAUGAGCUUUCCAAUCGAAUCCAGAGGAUGCUGGGCAGUUAUGAAGAUGUGAAUAGUCCCAGUCCCUUAGCCAUUGAGCCCUUACCUGUUCCUACUUAUGUAACCCUCUCACAGUCAGAUCAGGGUCAGCUGAAAACAGAUAAAUCAACCAAACCUCCAUUCCAUAACCAGGCCCAUUACAUGUCCACCCAAAGCCAAACAGGCCCUCCUAGUAACAGUUACUCCUCUCAGCCCAUGAGGGCGUCCACUGCCUCCUCUUCUCCUAACCACCAUGGACAUUCAUCCACUUUGUCUAAGGCUUCCUUGAACCACAGUCAGCUCAGCCACUCAACACAUCAACAAAAGAAGAGUGAAGCCUUCUCAGAUCUCAGGGAGCGUGUCAGCCUUCCUCAGGAAAUGUCUGCUCAGGCUCCUGAUGCUAAGCCGCUACCCUUCCUACAUUCCAGUGACCAUAUCAAAACGGAGCCCAAAGACACACACACUAAGGACACCUUUGAUUUCCAUCAUCUUCAAGGGUCCACAGAUCACCCUUCUGCUAGCACCAUGGAUGUUUCCACAGUAAAUCUUAAGCAGUCCCCUAAAGAUGCAUCUCUGCCUCAAGCCAACAAAGGUAACACACUACCCUCGCAGACCUUCCCUCCACUCCUGUCGUCUAAGCAGCCCAGCGUAGUCAUGACCCAGAAGCCAACAGCGUAUGUGCGGCCCAUGGAUGGUCAGGACCAGGUGGUCAAUGAGUCACCUGAGCUCAAGCCUUCACCAGAGCCAUAUGUACCUCUCCCAGAGAUGAUAAUCAACAAACCUGACCUGGGCAAAACAAAGAUACUGCCACAGUUUUUGGAGACAAGAACAAAUGAGGCUCAGUGUGUUGAGGACAUCUUGAGGGAAAUGACCCACUCGUGGCCUCCUCUCCUGACAGCUAUACACACACCUUUCACAGAAGAACCCUCCAAGUCCCCUCUCCCAGCCAAGGAAGCAGAGCAUGUCUCUUCAUGUCCAGGACAAAAAAAGUGUGACUACUCUUCUACAGAUCCAUCCCAUCUCAACCAGAAGAGCUCAUCUUCAUUCGAAGCAGCACAUUCCAGCGGGGUAGAGUCUGCAAGCUCCAGCGACUCGGAGAGUAGUUCAAGAUCAGAGUCGGACAGUGAAAGUGCCACCGAGGAGCCACCUCAACCACCAGCGAGCAGCUCAGUUAAAACUGAGCCUGAUGCUCCAGCAGUGACCCGCGGCGACUGGCAGUUGGGGAACUGGAUCAGGUCCAACCAACAGAACUCCAGCACUGAAAGUCAAGACGUCUCUGAGAGUCCCGCACACAAACAGUUACAGCCUACUCAUAGCUCCAAGCACUCCAGUGUAGAGGUGAUCGACCCCACCAGGGAGUCUAAACCUCAGCUUUCUUCUCACCAAAAAGAGUUCAUUGACAACCUUCCCAAACCCCAGCAGUGUAGUGAAAGCUCUCAGGAUGACUAUUGCCAGAAAAGUAGCCAAAAACCCCCCUCUGUUGAACUUAACAACUGUACCACUUCCAGGAAACUUUCAGGCAACGCACGCCCCUCCAAACCGGUGAAGGCAGCUUGUUCAGAUCACACUGAAGCAGCUCUCGGUGUGAAAUCUGAGGAAGUAGUAGCCACACGAGACAAAGACCCCUGUUUCACAGAUAGACCCAAGGUGAAAACGAAAACGGGUCAUUGCAAGAAAAGCAAGGAUAGCGGUGACGCUAAAAGAGACAGUAAGAGGACUUCUAAACACACCUCACUCGACAAGCGAAAGGCUGAAUCAGAGCCACGGCCUGACGUCACGCCGGUCCCGUACGGUCAAUGUCCAUCUUGUGGUGUGAGAUAUCCUAACCCCUGCUCCUGCCCCACUCCAAGUCCUGCUCAGCCCGCUCAGCCUGCGCAGCCUGACCAGCUGUCUCUGGCCCCUCCAGUCAGAAUCAGUUGUAACAUACCCAAGGCAGACACCAUCUGCCAGAAGAUGCCUCACAAAACUUCAUGCCCUGCAACCCCAAAGCACUCAGAGAAGACUGGGCAUGCUGCCAAAGGUUCUCGGGAUCCCUAUAGGCCUCCUAGAUCCCUGCUGGUGAAGAUUGAUCUCAGUCUGCUCUCAAGAGUCCCCCAGACCUCAGGCACUCACCAAAGGAUACCCAGCAAUACAAAGAGACCGGCCCUGGUCGUAGAGCAAGAAGGAGGAGGCAAUGACGCCUCUACAACACACAAACACACCAAAACCAGCAAAAAGAGUAUACUUCAAAAUGUUGAGGUAGACAAUAAAACUCUUCCCAGGAAGAAACAGAGACUGGAUAACAAGAAUACCUCAUCAACUAAUGCUUCUAUCAAACUGGAAAGUUCCAGCAAUCCAACGGAGGAUCAGGAGAGAAAGAAGGCCAAGAAAAAUCCUGUAAAUUUGCAGCAGCCUCCAACACCCAAAGACACUAAUAAAGACUCAAAGUCACACAAACGCUGUUCUGGGGAGACCCAGGAGUCCAGUAAAGAGGCUGUAAAGAGAAAAGACUCCCACAAGCACAAGAAGAGCAGUGGAAAACACACACAGUGCCCACAUGUCGAAAAGCAGAAACCCCCAAAGAGCAGCCUUGCCGUCCCAUCUUCUUCACAGCCCACCAGGGAAACUGUGACCAACAGGCCUUUGCUCAGAUUUGAUGACAGGCAAUAUCCAGUGAAGCAUUACAUAAAGGAGGCCAAAAGACUGAAACACAAAGCAGAUGCAGAGUCAGAUAAGCUCAGUAAAGCUUUGAACUACCUGGAUGCAGCCAUGUACUUCGUCGAGAGCGGCAUCGCAAUGGAAAAAGAUCCACAGAUUUCAAUGUCUUCCUACACCAUGUUUGCAGAGACUGUAGAACUCCUCAAGUUUGUACUGAAACUUAAAAACACAGUGGACCCCUCUGCUCCACCUGCAGAAAAGGACUUUUUAGCUUUAUGUUUGAAGUGCCAGUCUCUCCUGCAGAUGGCCAUGUUUCACCACAAACACAAAACUGCACUCAAGUAUUCAAAGACCCUCACUGAUCAUUUCAAUAACUCUGCUCAGGCAACACAGGAUCCUUCUGUCUGCACAUUAAAAGGCAUAGACACCCCGUCCCCUACGCCCAACAUGCCGUCUCCAGCCAGCACAUCCAGCAGCUCAGGUCCUGGCUCCAGCCGCAGCGGGUUGGUUGUGGGCCCUGUUGGCAGCACUGUGGCAGUUCCCCAGGCCAUUGAACAAGUGGCAUUCACCUAUGUCAACAUCACUACGUUAUUCUUGAGCGCUCAUGACAUCUGGGAGCAGGCGGAGGAGCUGGCACACAAAGGCAGCGGUUUGCUGACAGAGCUGGACACUGUUAUGGGCCCGUUGAGUUUAACUUCCAGUAUGAGCUCCGUGGUCCGUUACACAAGACAAGGCGUCCACUGGCUACGGCUGGACAGCCACAAGGUAAAGUGACCAACAGUCCGCUCCUCCCGCUAGAUGCCUACAAACCAUUUGACGCUGACACCGGUCUCUGGGGUCGACACCAGAUUACACAUCUGCCAGCUGUGUUUUUCUACUUUCACAUGGACAUUAACUCAUCUCGUCAAAAAAGGGAGACGCAGAUAUCAUCUCACGUCUGUGGAAUUUCCACUUUUGAACAUCACACUCGUUCGUUUGUUCUUCUCUCCAUUUCUCUUUCUCUCUGGCACAAAAAAAUAUGGGCUGCAUCUGGUGUCUUUGCAAGAUUUAACAUGCCUUCCUGUUCUUUUAUCAUGUCAUGGACGAGGCUUUACUGAGGAGUCCCCUCAACUAAAUUCAGAUGGAAACACAUCAAAUAUAACCAAAAGUGCCGUUUGGUGGCUCUACGAUUCUACUCAGCUUUAUCACAUGGUUGCGACGGUGCAGACACUAACACAGAUCUUAUUUAUUAUUAUUAUUACGAUCACAACACUAUUAUGGUUUAUAACUCACAGACAGUAAUCACAAGGUCUGAAUGAAAAUACCUGGUAAAGGCACUUAAAUCAUGUCUGAAAAGUAUCAUGUUUAAACUCAACACCACACAGUUUAUUUUAUUUAAUUUGAGAUGAAGUUUCCCUGUUUCAGUCUGAAUGAUUGGUUUGAUUUGGAUUUUGGAUUUUUUCUUAACCACAAAUCACUGUCAGGAUCACCCAAGAGUUGUUUUUUUUUUAGAACAUUUCAGCUCCUCACAACAUUGGUAUCAUAAUGGUGUUUUUUCCUUUAAGAGAACAGGUGUGACAUGGUUUAAUCUUGACUGUAGGAAGUAGAGAUCAAUCAAACACAGGGACAAUGUUGCUGCUAAAAAUGGAUCAAGUGUGCAAAAGCACCAGGUAGUAAUAAAAAAUAAAAAAAAACGUUUAAUUUAUUCAGUUUAGAUAAUACUUUAGAUAAUUCCUGGUUUACAUAUGUAAUUUCAGUUUGCAAAUUAGUGUUGUCAGAUGUAGAGAUUUAACCCUGAUACACAUCACGUUUGAAACACACUUCUUGUGCAAUAAGUAUAUUGAUUUAAAAAAAAAAUAAAAAAGAAAAGGAAAAAAAACAUGCAACAUUCAGACUUAUUUGUCCUCAGAAGACUCAAAAAAAAAAAUUGAAAAUAGGUUGAAUCAUAAUAUGAGAUUAUGAAGAGGUUGCCUCAUAACAAAGAUGAAUCUGGACACAGAUUAUAAUCUGCACAUGAGUAAUGAUGAAGAGGAGGCAGAGUAGGAAAGAUUGUGAUAACCUGUACAACAUUAUCAGACUGUGUAAAGGAUGUAAAGAUGCUGUUUUUCAACAUAAGUUGCUUAUUAAAAGUUGUUUUGUAUCAGAUGGAACUGAAGCCUUAAUGGAUUUCACAGUAUAACCAUUUCUUAAGUCCGACCUUUUCUGCUUCAGUAAGACGUUAGUUUGACUUUUGUCCGCGUGAGACUGAAUGAUGAUUGGAAGUUUUUUCUGAGAGCUGGUAGACUCGCGCUUCUGAUGUCACACUGUUUUGGUUUGUGGUUGACUUCUGCCGCUCGGGGGUCUUAAGAGAGGAGGUGUCAUCUUUUUUUUUUUUUUUUCUGGCUGUAGCGCUGCUGCUGGUAGUUUCAGACCAAAGCAGACUUGAUUUUUAUCCUCUUCAUCUUCGUUUAUAAUUUUUUUUGCACUUGUGUCCUCCUUCUAUUGAAAAUCGAACAACAUGCGAGAACAAAAAAAAAAAAAAGAGGGAAUAAUCUUACACCCGUCUUUCUUUAGGUAUAGUGGUGGAUAUAGUGGUUCACAUCGGCCGUAUUUGUCAGUUUGAGUUACCUUUUCAAUUAAAGUGGGACGACCACAAGUCAUUUAACAGAAAAACUACAGUCCUGUUCCCUUUAUUUGUUUUUUUGCACCGAUAAGCUGCUUUCCUGUAAAUGUUUCCCAUGCUUCUGUUAGGUCGCAAAAUGUUUCCUAGAUGUGUGGGAGUAGAAUAAAUGGCCAAAACUAUUACGCUUAUUAAAGAAUGCACUUUUUUUUUUUUUUUUUUGAGUAUAUAUUCAGUUAAUUUCAGUGUGCUUUUUGGACAAAAGGAAACCCAAGACCGGCAGGACUGUGCUAGUCUUCACUCUUGUUUGUUGUAUCUUUUAAAUACAAGCAAUAAAGCGUGCGUUUUGUUGGCUCAGAAAUUAAGUGAGGUGUUGUUAUCACAGGCUCUUGCUAAUAAUACACAAGGGGAUACAGAAAUAAUCAGUAUGAAAUAAUGAUGUAGGAAAAGAUACAUUAGUUUGGACUAGCGCUUUUAAAAUAGCGCAUUUCUUGAAAUGAUUGCUUAUUGGGGUUUUUGACAUUUUUCGCUUGUGCUAAAUUCAGUUGGUGUGUUCGUGCAAUUGAAACGAUAAAAGGGCUAUAGAAGGAUCACACAGUGUUCCUAACUUUAUUUUCUCACAUAAAUGAUAAAGUGAUAUUUUUUUAAGUAAGGAGCGAGUACACUGGUGCCAUGGCAUUUGGGAUUAUUUUUAUGUACAGCAGGCUGCUAUAGAAAUGAUCGUUAGAGUCUCUCACCACAAUGUCUUCACUGCACACGAGUUGAAACCACCAGUUUUGGCAUUUGACAUUCAUAAGUAGUGCAACUUCAUAUGUUUUUUUUUUUUUUUUUGUCUUGUCUUCCAACCUGUGGCUUUUAUUUCCAUUAUCCUUGACUGUUGGUGCUUCGUUUAUGAAUUUCUCUGCAACAAGUUUACACUUCUUGUCCAAAUAAUUAUUUACUGGAAAAAAUGUUAAGAAAGGCUUUUUGAAGGAUGCGUUUUUUCCUUUUUGUGAAAUAUGUAAAGAAUUUGUGUUGCAGUGUACAGAGAUGAAUAAACACUGGAAAAUAA
This is a messenger RNA of Thunnus maccoyii (southern bluefin tuna), 6654 nucleotides long. It is a transcript of the gene aff1, whose product is annotated as AF4/FMR2 family, member 1. Gene Ontology annotation, biological process: regulation of gene expression. The coding region runs from base 185 to 3799 and encodes 1204 amino acids. Gene Ontology annotation, cellular component: nucleus; super elongation complex. The record is from RefSeq and is a predicted model, not a curated record. NCBI's taxonomy places the organism in Eukaryota, Metazoa, Chordata, Actinopteri, Scombriformes, Scombridae. The transcript is spliced from 19 exons.